This is a messenger RNA of Phytophthora sojae, 528 nucleotides long. RefSeq lists its product as hypothetical. Lineage: Eukaryota; Oomycota; Peronosporomycetes; Peronosporales; Peronosporaceae. The record is from RefSeq and is a predicted model, not a curated record. The transcript has a single exon. Bases 1 to 528 code for a protein of 175 amino acids.
AUGGGAUUGCUGCUUGCACAGCUACUCGCAUGUUGCGGCCACCGCUCCAUGGCGUUGCCUCGAUUCGCGCUCGCGCCUGCCUGCGCAAGGACGCUCCAGACCCGCACACGUGGGCUUCGUCACCGUGGCCUGCUAAGCGAAAACGUAGUCACCAGACCCAGCAUCGACUUUCUCCUUGGUGACGCCGACCCAGAACUGGUACACGUGCGUGCACUGCCUCCCGUGAGGACGUUCGUCCCGGAGCUCAACCGUGCGAGAGAGGACAUGGCGAUUUCCGCCCAGUUCGGCGUCCACUACGCGCGCAUGGAGGUCGAGGGCCAACCUCGCACUGGCUGGCCGGUCGAUCUUCGGGCUUCAUACUGUCCCUGCAAAUACCACUUCAAAAUGGGGUACUGCUGUCACUUACUGUGUGCCCAGCAGUCCCGCAGCGUUGUGGACGAGUCUGGCGAGGAAAUCCUUGUAAACAGGAAGCGAGUUCAAAACGCUGGGCGCCCGCAAAGUAUUGGCCACGCUCUCCGGCGUCUGUAG